CUACGUAUGUAUUUAUCGAUUUGUGAGUCAGUCGUGCUGACAGUUUACGCGAUAAGGAUAAUAAUUCAAGUCCAGUGCUUGCGAACCGUGACAUUAUAAUUUGCUUAAAGCUCCGAAUUGCUUUUAUUCCCAACAGGUGGUGGCGUAUAUAUAGUAAUUAAUGGUUUAUUAUUCAGUCACCAAACCCUCACUACUUGCAGAUGCUUAAGUAAUAGCUAAUCAAAAUCUGUUGCAAUCGUAUAUAUAGAUGAGUAAUUACUCAUUAUUCUCUCUGCCUGAUAAUGAUGACUUAACUUUAUCUAAAGAACGGUAUUAUGGGAAAUUUUACAAACUUAUCUUUGGCCAUACAUUAUGCUCAUUUAUAACCCUUAAGAAUUUGAUUUGGUAGUCAGACAAAAUAAAAUAUUUCAAUUAUUUAUUUAUAUUUUUUAAUUAUUUCCCCUUAACAACAAUUAUUCACAAUUUGAAAAUGACUGACCUAGGGUUACAGAAUUUACCCCACUUCAUUCAAUUAUUUUAGAUCUUGAUGGGAAUUACCCUCCCAGUCAUAACAAUUCAAUCAUUUUCAUCAGUUUUGGUUUCACGUGCAGCCAUUAAAUACCAUUUGACCACGAAUUUCACAAGCAGACGGAACUCACCGUUACUCUUAAGAAUUUUAUACAUGUUCAAUAUAUUGAUAAACAAGCAUUAUCAGUUGAUAAGGCACCACUCUGGCCAGGAGGGCAUUCUAAUAUAAGCCCAAACCCGCUGCUAUAUUCUAAUAGUCUGUUUUAGUCUGCACUGCCAUCAGGUCUUUUUUGGCCCAUGUGAUUCUAACAGCCCAUACGGAUUGAUAUAUUGUGAUACUUAGUCUUAACCUUCGAAGUAUAUAUACACGAUGACCGUUAAGAACGGCGACAUCGUCAAGGACGAUGUGAAUUCGCGAUCGCAGUACAAAACAAAUAUUGUCCUCAGCAGCAAAUUUGAGGAUUCGGAAAAAGACCGAAAGAGCUUUGAACCCAACAAAUCGAAAAAGAAGUCGAAGCAUGACGAGGCGGAUGCGAGCGAUGAGGAGGAUGGCUUCCGCUAUAAGGAGGAAGUCAAGCAGGUUAGCUACUUUCAGCUCUUCCGGUAUGCCACCAACAAGGAUCGUGGACUCUACUUGAUCGGAAUACUGUCAGCUGUGGCCACAGGCUUGACCACUCCAGCCAACAGUUUGAUCUUCGGCAAUUUGGCUAAUGACAUGAUCGAUUUGGGUGGUUUGGCAGCAGGGGGAAAAUCUUAUAGAGCUGAUGAUGAUGCUGGAACUAUGCUAUUGGACAAAGUGAGAGAGUUCUCCCUGCAGAACACGUACAUCGGCAUCAUAAUGUUGGUGUGCUCAUAUCUCUCGAUCACCUGCUUCAACUAUGCGGCCCACUCCCAAAUCCUAACCAUCCGCUCAAAGUUCUUCCGCUCUAUUCUUCAUCAGGACAUGAAGUGGUACGAUUUCAACCAGAGUGGUGAAGUGGCCAGCCGAAUGAAUGAAGAUCUUUCCAAGAUGGAAGAUGGACUUGCUGAAAAAGUAGUAAUGUUCAUUCAUUACUUAGUUUCUUUCGUUGGAUCUUUAGUCUUAGCCUUUAUCAAGGGCUGGCAGCUAUCGCUAGUGUGUUUGACCAGUCUUCCCCUGACUUUUAUUGCCAUGGGUCUGGUAUCCGUUGCUACAUCCCGACUUGCCAAAAAGGAGGUGACGAUGUACGCUGGAGCAGCCGUGGUAGCUGAAGGUGCUCUAUCUGGCAUUCGGACAGUGAAAGCAUUUGAGGGGGAAGGAAAGGAAGUAGCCGCCUACAAGGAAAGUGUGGUUGCCGCCAAGUUCCUUAACAUCAAGAGGAAUAUGUUCUCCGGAAUCGGUUUCGGUUUGCUUUGGUUCUUCAUCUACGCAUCAUACGCUCUGGCCUUCUGGUAUGGAGUUGGUCUGGUGUUAAAGGGAUACAAAGAUCCGGCAUAUGAGAACUACGAUGCCGGUACCAUGAUUACCGUAUUCUUCUCAGUGAUGAUGGGUUCCAUGAAUAUUGGUAUGGCUGCUCCCUAUAUAGAAGCCUUUGGAAUCGCAAAGGGAGCAUGUGCCAAAGUCUUCCACAUCAUCGAACAGAUCCCCACCAUUAAUCCCAUUGAUGCUCAGGGUAAAAAGUUAAAUGAGCCCCUUACUACUAUUGAAUUCAAAGAGGUAGAGUUCCAGUAUCCAACGCGACCAGAGAUUCCCAUUUUAAACAGAUUAAAUCUGAAAAUUCAUCGCGGCCAGACGGUCGCCCUGGUGGGUCCCUCAGGCUGUGGCAAGUCCACCUGCAUCCAGCUGGUGCAGCGUUUCUAUGAUCCCCAGGCUGGAAAUCUCUACUUCAAUGGCACCAAUAUUAAGGAUAUUGAUAUUAACUGGCUGCGCUCUAGGAUUGGAGUGGUGGGUCAGGAACCAGUCCUUUUUGGCACUUCCAUUUACGAAAAUAUCAGAUAUGGCCGAGAGGAUGCAACCCGUGAAGAUAUCGAGGCAGCUGCUGCCGCCGCCAAUGCUGCCAUUUUCAUUAAAAAGCUACCCAGAGGAUAUGACACCCUGGUGGGUGAGCGCGGAGCUCAGCUGUCUGGAGGUCAGAAGCAAAGAAUUGCAAUUGCUCGAGCGCUUAUCCGAGACCCUGAGAUCCUGCUACUGGAUGAAGCCACCUCUGCUCUGGAUACCGCCAGUGAGGCCAAGGUACAAGCUGCUCUGGAGAAAGUAAGCGCUGGAAGAACCACCAUUAUAGUUGCUCAUCGUUUGUCCACCGUUCGUCGGGCAGAUAGGAUUGUGGUGAUUAACAAGGGAGAGGUCGUGGAAAGUGGAACGCAUCAGGAGUUGAUGGGACUGAAGGAUCACUACUAUAACCUAGUAACUACCCAAUUGGGUGACGAUGAUGGUUCAGUCUUGAGUCCCACUGGCGACAUUUACAAGAACUUUGACAUCAAGGAUGAGGAUGACGAGGAAAUCAAAGUACUUCACGAGGAUGAGGACGAAGAGGAGGUCGUGUCAGAUAAGAAAAAGAAAAAGAAGAAGGUCAAGAACCCCAACGAGAUUAAACCCAUGAAUGAGGUAAUGAAGAUGAGCAAACCGGAGUGGUUGCAGAUCACAGUGGGCUGCAUCUCCUCUGUGAUCAUGGGCUGCGCCAUGCCCAUCUUUGCCGUACUCUUUGGCAGCAUCCUGCAGGUUCUUUCGGUUAAGGAUAACGAUGAAUAUGUGCGCGAAAACUCCAACCAGUACAGUUUGUACUUCCUGAUUGCUGGAAUCGUAGUGGGCAUUGCCACUUUCUUCCAGAUUUACUUCUUUGGAAUCGCCGGAGAGAGACUGACGGAACGUCUCCGUGGACUUAUGUUUGAGACGAUGUUGCGACAGGAGGUUGCAUGGUUCGAUGAUAAGGCCAAUGGUACCGGAAGUUUAUGUGCUCGACUCUCUGGAGAUGCUGCAGCAGUUCAGGGUGCCACUGGUCAGCGAAUUGGAACCAUCAUUCAAUCGAUUUCUACUCUCGCCCUUGGUAUCGGUUUGUCCAUGUACUACGAAUGGAGCCUGGGAUUGGUGGCCCUGGCCUUUACUCCUUUCAUCCUAAUCGCCUUCUACAUGCAACGUACUCUCAUGGCAAAGGAGAACAUGGGAUCCGCCAAGACCAUGGAGAAUUGCACCAAACUGGCUGUUGAAGUGGUUUCCAACAUUCGUACUGUGGCAUCUUUGGGCCGUGAGGAAAUGUUCCACCAGACUUACAUUGGCAUGCUGAUUCCUGCUGUUAAGAUAUCCAAGAGGAACACCCACUAUCGAGGAAUGGUCUACGGUCUUGCCCGUUCCCUGAUGUUCUUUGCCUAUGCCGCCUGCAUGUACUAUGGUACCUGGUGUGUGAUCAACCGCGGAAUCGAGUUCGGCGAUGUGUUUAAGGUAUCCCAAGCUCUGAUCAUGGGAACAGCUUCCAUUGCCAACGCCUUGGCCUUUGCUCCUAACAUGCAAAAGGGUAUCACGGCAGCUAAGACCAUCUUUACGUUCCUUCGCCGCCAGCCGAUGGUUGUGGAUCGACCAGGAGUUUCUCGAGCUCCCUGGCACUGCGAGGGAAGCGUCCAUUAUGACAAGGUGGAGUUCAGCUACCCAACGCGUCGAGAGAUUCAGGUGCUUAAGGGCUUGAACCUAAGCGUUGGCAAGGGUCAGAAGGUAGCUCUAGUGGGUCCUUCCGGAUGUGGCAAGUCUACUUGCAUCCAGCUCAUUCAGCGGUUCUACGACGUUGAUGAAGGAGCCACUCUUAUUGAUAAACAUGAUGUCCGCGACGUUUCGAUGUCAAAUCUGCGCAAUCAAUUGGGAAUUGUAUCCCAAGAGCCAAUCCUCUUUGAUCGCACAAUUAGGGAAAAUGUUUCUUACGGUGAUAACUCAAGGAAUGUGACCGAUCAGGAGAUCAUUUCGGCCUGCAAAAAGUCGAAUAUCCACGACUUCAUCUCCAACCUACCAUUGGGCUAUGAUACGAGAAUGGGUGAGAAGGGUGCCCAGUUGUCUGGAGGUCAAAAGCAGCGUAUUGCUAUUGCAAGAGCCCUCAUCCGUAAUCCCAAGAUCAUGCUGCUCGACGAGGCCACCUCUGCCUUGGACGCUGAAAGUGAAAAGGUUGUCCAAGAUGCACUUGAUGCUGCCUCUGAGGGUCGAACUACGAUCAGCAUAGCCCAUCGACUAUCCACUGUCGUGCACUCGGACGUCAUAUUUGUUUUAGAGAAUGGAGUAGUUUGUGAAACCGGAGAUCACAAACAACUGCUCGCGAAACGAGGACUCUACUACACGCUCUACAAACUUCAGAGCGGAGCCAUGUAGAGCUACAACAUUAUUGUAGGCAAUUAUUUAACUUAGUCAAUUGCGAACAACGACACUGUUUAGUAUUUGUACAAAAACUCCAUAGUUAAGCUAAACUAAGAUUAUUUAUCACCACUAAUUAUUUAAUAACUUCCAGAAUUUAUGAAUGAAUUUUAAUUUGAACU
Messenger RNA from Drosophila eugracilis, 4974 nucleotides. It is a transcript of the gene Mdr50, whose product is annotated as ATP-dependent translocase ABCB1. The record is from RefSeq and is a predicted model, not a curated record. NCBI's taxonomy places the organism in Eukaryota, Metazoa, Arthropoda, Insecta, Diptera, Drosophilidae. Gene Ontology annotation, molecular function: ABC-type transporter activity; ATP hydrolysis activity; ATP binding. Gene Ontology annotation, biological process: transmembrane transport. Gene Ontology annotation, cellular component: membrane. Bases 878 to 4810 code for a protein of 1310 amino acids. The transcript is spliced from 9 exons.